Gymnodraco acuticeps is the source of this 5162-nucleotide messenger RNA. RefSeq names its product rab effector MyRIP. Gene Ontology annotation, molecular function: small GTPase binding; actin binding; myosin binding. Lineage: Eukaryota; Metazoa; Chordata; Actinopteri; Perciformes; Bathydraconidae. The transcript has 17 exons. The record is from RefSeq and is a predicted model, not a curated record. The coding region runs from base 640 to 4530 and encodes 1296 amino acids. Gene Ontology annotation, biological process: intracellular protein transport. Gene Ontology annotation, cellular component: cortical actin cytoskeleton.
GCACUGCUUGUGUUACACAUGUUACAGUUAUUCGUGGAAGUCAUACAGGGAACGCUAUAAAUCAAGAAACAGGUCAAAAGAUUGGGAAAAUGUGCCCAACUAUUCAACGAAAUGUAACGUAGCCUACAAACCUCCUCAGGAAAGUGAAACACUCCGCUCUUAUCUUGUUUUUCUCAACCUUGCAUCACCUCCAUUUCGGCUAAUUCCUUGUUCCCAGCAGAGAAACACUGGACCGGAUCAGACUUUAUCCUGGUUUCCCUUCAGGAACUGGGACAUGCUGCACGGAUCAGACCUGUGAAACUUCUCCUCAACUAAAGUAACAGCAACAGAAAAAUAAAACAGGACUUUAAAAACGUCCUAUUUUACGUUGUAUUUUAAUCGUUUUGUGGCUACACUUCACACAAUUCACGAGAGGAGUAAACUGAAGGUGCCCCGUUGGUCAAUUUCACUCAGCGAGGACAACACACGCCGAGAUCGAGAAAAGUGUGUUCCACUUGAUCAGAGAGAGAUUUGCUCCUCAGGAAUGCUGAUGCGGAAAACACCAAAUCCUGCUCGGUGUUAAUACCUCUGAUUUGCUUAUGAUAACAACAAGCUUUCUGAUUGGUUAGAGCGUUGAGUGACAGCUAGAGGUUUGUCAGGAUGGGCAGGAAGUUGGAUCUGUCUGGGCUGACGGACAACGAGGCGGAGCACGUGCUGCAGGUGGUGCAGAGAGACAUGAGGCUGCGCAAGAAGGAGGAGGAGCGCCUCAGUGAUCUGAAGCAGGAGCUGGAUGAGGAGGGCAGUCGCUGCCUCCUGCUCUCACGGCAGAGCUGCUUCAACCAGCGCUGCUGCAUCCGCUGCUGCUCGCCCUUCAACUUCCUCCUCAACCCCAAGCGCCCUUGCCUCGACUGCCACUUCAACGUCUGCAAGGCCUGCCGCGUCUACAGCAAGCGAGACAAAACCUGGCUCUGCUCCGCCUGCCAGAAGAGCAGGUUGUUGAAGACACAGUCACUGGAGUGGUUCUACACUAAUGUGAAGACGCGCUUCAAGAGGUUCGGCAGCGCCAAAGUGCUGAAGACUCUUUACAGGAAGCACCUGGUGGAGCACAGCGCCCUUUCAGAGUUUACAGAGGGCAGCGGCUACGAGGAGAGUAUCUGCAAUGAGGGAAGCAUCAGUGGGAGCGACUCAGCCUUCUACAGACAAAUUGAAGAGCACAGCAUGGCAGAGACCCUCACUGUGGCCUUGCGGGUGGCAGAGGAGGCGAUAGACGAGGCCAUUUCCAAGGCUGAGUUCGAUACUGCCAGCCAGGAGAAGCAGAAUGAGGCUCUGUACCUGCGGGAACACAGAGGACAGCUCGUUGAGGAACUGUCCAAAACUAUUGUGCAGAAAAUUAUUAGUAGGAGAAACACUUUGGCUGAGAUGAGGGCAGAAUAUGACCAGGUUUGGCCAAUUGAAAACAACACUGACCACCUUCAUCAUCAUCAUCAUCCUCAUCAUCCUGACUGUGAUCAAGCCUCCAGCUCCAUUGAACACCAACCAGGCCUCUGGAGGUCACACUCUGCUUUCUCCCUGCUGGACAAUAAUCCUGCCGGUCGAAUACAAAGCACUCAAACGCUGAAGAAGAAGGAGGGAGGCACGCUGCCGACCUGGAAAAGUGUCGACCGGCUGGACAACGCUGCGGUGUCGUCGGUGUCCCGCCCCGGCCUGCUGACGAAGAGGAAGAGCCCGUUCUUCAGCGCCCUGGAGAGGGAGGCUGAAGUCGUGUCCGCCUACGAGGGAGUGAGCUCCGAUAACGAAACCAAAGCCGACAGCUCGUGGGGCGGCGUCCUGCAGGAGAUCCACAGGAAGAUGGCCGACUCUAACUUCAACCUGCAGGACGGGAUCCCCUUCCAGCUGCCGGGCAGCAGAGACGAGCUGUUCUCCGACUCGGAGGGCGAGAGGAAGCCCAGAUCUCUGCUGGCGCUCUUUAAGAGGAAGGUGCCCACUGAGAUCAGGAAACCGGCAUCCUCCAGGGGGACGAGCAUCAUCGACGUGAACUUUAACGUGGAGGGAAAUGGAGAGGAAGAGGAGAGAGAGGUGGCUGCAGAGCCAGAAGUUCUGAAAGUGAGGAGAUCCCGGAAGAAAAGGAGGAGUAAAAAAAAGUUGUCUUCUUCUGUGCGGUCACAGGAAGACAUCGAGGAAGACGACCAUUACCAACAAACAUAUGAGGCUGCGACCCCGGACACUUUGACCUCUGGAGCCUCGACCCCUGAGUCUGAUGACCUUGAGAGUGACAUCACAGGAAGUGGAGCCAAUCAGACGGAGCAAGAGCUCACGUCACAACCGCAAUUUUCUCAGUCCUCCAGCGGAGAAGAAGAGGGAGAAGAGGCUGAGGAUGGAGGAGCGAGAGAUGCUAGCGAUGAUGAACACAGGAAGGAAGAGAGACAAGAAAGCCAGGACGGAUAUGAGGAAGAUGAGGGUCUUUGGAGGAUGGAGAUCGACCCUGAAGAAGGAAGAACAGAGGAAGGGGAUGAUGAGGAGAUGGAAAGCAGAUUGUACAGACUCGUCGCACACUCCAGACGAACAUACUUCUCUUCAACGGAUGACGAUUUAGACAAAGUUGGCCAGAGUGACGCGGAGUGUGACGAAGACAAGGAUGAAGACGUGGAGGAGGAGAAGGUGGGGAGACUAAACUCAAAACUCUGUGAGCUAGAGAAAGAAGUCCGGGCCAACCAGUUCUCCUCCACAGAGGACGAGCUGGACAGAGCUGGAGUCAUGGAUGAAGAAGAAGAGAAGAAGGAGGAGGAGGAGGAGCUGACGGUGAAAGUGUGCAGAUUAGUCAACCAAGCCAACGCGACCUUGUUCUCUUCCACGGAGGAUGAGUUAGACCGAGUAGGAAGAGGCGAAGAGGCGGAGGAAGCGAUGGCUGAGGAGACGUUGUGGAAGAUGCAGCAGGAACAUCUGGACGUCCAGAACACUCGACUCAGAGAUUUGGCCAGCCUGGUCAGCGCCUCUCAGUUCUCUUCCUCUGAGGAUGAGCUGGAGAGAGUUGGAGAGACGGAGGAGGAAGCAAAUGAAGAAGGAAUUGAGAGGGAAGAGAUUGUGGGAGACCUGAGAGAGUCAUUUGAAGAUUUAGACGUGGACAUGUUUGAUGUAAUGGGUGAACAUGAGGAAAGAAAGACAGAGAGCAGUGAUGAAGACGUUUGCAUGCAGGAGAGAGUACCAGCUGAGGACAUAUGUGACGAAAAAGUAGACAUUUUGGAAGAGGAGGCGGUUAAAAAAGCACAGGGCACAGAGAGGAGACAAGAGAUGGAGUUUGAAACAGUCAUACAAGCUGAGAAAACAGAGGAGGUCAUCUUAAACAAGGCAAAAGUCCAACAAGUGGAUGAAAAGGUGGCAAAGCUUCAAGACAAAGAGGAAGUAGAAGAGAAACAAGAAGAGGGUCAGGACGCAGAAACAGACAGCGAUGUGGACGACGCAGAGUUCGAGAGGAUCAUCAGCAGCAUGUUGAUGAUGACUUUGGAAGACAUGCAGGUCGGGACAUUAGAGGAAGAAGCUACGGAAAAUAGGAGCGAAAAUAUAGAAACGGAGGAUACAGAUGAGAGUGCAACAGUUGGGGGAUUCGAGGACAGCGCUGUCGAUGCACGAAGCACAAAGGUAUCAGAGGAGACAGGAAAGGUGUCGCAGAGUCGAGGCGACGUCAAAGGAAACGAGCAAAUUGGGGGAGACAUUUCCAGGAAAAAGGAGAAUGAAAAUGCUACAGGCGGGAAUGAGAAUGAGGGGGAAGACACAGAUGUACAAGAAGGACACGUAAAUGCAGCCAUGGAAGAGACACCUGAGGUCAAACAGACAUGUGAGAGAAUAGAAGUGGGUGAUGAGGAACAAGACGGAAGAAGAGGAGCAGUCCUGGAGGAGGGGACAACAAUGGAGACACAGGGGGAUCGUGAAGUUAAAGAAACAGAUGAGAGACGUGAAGAAACCAAAGAAAGUGUGGAGGACAUGGAGCAGAGCAGCACGUCUACUCCUCACGGUUUACUCUCACCUGAGGAGAUUCAAAAUAGGUACUCGGCGGUGUCUCUACGCAGCAUCACCACGGAGGUCCUGAAGGUUUUGAAUGCCACUGAGGAGCUACUGCUGCAGGGGGGGGGAGGAGACGGCCCCCCACCCUGCACCCCGCUGCCCCCCCACACCGACCCCAAGAAACUGGACCAGCAGUUCUCCAGACUGGAGGAGAACGUGUACGUGGCGGCUGGAGAGGUGUUCAGUCUGGAGGCGGAGCUUGGAGACCUGGAGGAGGUCGCCCGCGGCGUCUGCAGCGACACGCCCGGCCUGGAGCUCAGCUUCCUGGAGGAGCAGGUCGCCUCGGCCGCCGCCAGGGUGCAGCAGUCUGAGCUGCAGAUUUCUGACAUCUCAGCUAGAAUUGCUGCUCUGAAGAGUGCGGGCCUGAAUGUGGACACACAGCAGGCCCGCUUCACCAAGACCCGGACCGUUCCAUUUAUGCCGGUCACUGUGGACUCAUCGAGGCAGCAGAGGAGGAGACUUCCUGCUCCACCUGUCAAAGAGGAAAACUAAGUCUCUGAGCGAGACCUCAGCAGUGCCUUCGCCUGCUCCUGCAGGACAGCGUGCCUUCAUUUAUUUCAUUUAGACUAACAUGCCUCAAAUGACACAGGAUCAGCGCUGUGUGUCUCUGAAACAUGUACAUCUACCGUAUAACAUUUGAGUUAAUCUGGUGAAAAGGAGAGGGUUAACCCUUCAGCUCUGCAGAAAAUCACUAACAUUUGUCUUUUAAAACUCUUUUAUUUCCACAAAGUGGGAUAAAACUGAAAUGAUUACACUAGUGUAUUACAGCAGAGGACACGAAAUCUUGUUUUAAUGAAAAUAUUUUAUUUAGAUUCAUUUUUAACAUCAGUAGUAGUCCAUUUACCAUGCUGAUGAAAACAGCUAUACAAACAUUGUAUAAUGACCGAAAAGACACUGAAGUGAUCGUCUAAAACCUGCAUUUACACCAUUUUUACCGUUAUACCAUAAAUAUGGGUACAUAUACAUGGGAAAUAAUGUAGACAAGUAUUGCUGCUAGACUGUAUCAUGUGUAAAAUAAAUAUAGAUAUGUAUGUUUGAAAUGUUGUAAUGUACAGCAAACCAAUCAGUAUGUUGUUUUCUGCCUCUAUUACUUAGUUCAGAAAAUAAAGUAAACUCUAAAAAGA